AUGCGAACAUACAAGUCUCACCACGAGGAUAUCGACAUCCCAGAUCUAGACAUUCUCACCCUCCUCUUCGAGUCAGAAUGGUGUGCCGCCAAGGAAGAAACAGUCAUCCACGCCGAAGCCGCCAAUCCCUCCAACAGCAUCACCAAAUCACAGGCUCGGGAAACGGUCAAGCGAAUCGCCCACGUCCUGCGCAACAAGUUUGAGAUCGGUAAGGGCAACGGUGCAGGGAAGGAUGUCGUCUUGUCGGUUGUGUCCGGCAGCCCUUUCAUUCCAGUACUGUUCUACUCUAUUGUUGCCGCAGCAGGAGUGUACAGCGGCGCUUCAGGCGCUUUCACGGUGACCGAGUUAGCAAGGCAGAUGCAAGAUGCAAAUGCCAAACUACUCCUUUGCUCGCCCGAGUACGAGGACCUCACCGUCACCGCAGCGAAGAAGAGCAACAUCCCCCUCUCCCGCAUCCUCAUCAUCGACGCCAAAACACCGGGCGACUGGAAACUGCUUCCCGUAACCGGUGACCGCACAAGAAACGUCCUCGACUUACAACACGGCCCACAACUAGAAUGGAAGCGAAUCACCACUCAACACGAACUAGAACAAACCACCACCUGCCUAAUGUACUCCUCCGGCACAACUGGCCUCCCGAAAGGCGUGCUCAUCUCCCACCGCAACCUAGUAGCCUGCAACGUGUGCGGCAUGCACAUAACGAAAUCCUUCCUCGCCCAGCGCGAACGCGAAGGCCGCCCCUUCGAAUUCCGCACAAUAGCGCACCUCCCAAUGGCGCACAUAGGCGGCAUCAGCUGGUCGUCGCUCAACCCCUUCUAUCUAGGCGGCACGGCGUAUUGGGUCGACAAGUACGAUUUCGAGUCAUUCAUUGAGUAUCAUCGGCGCUACAAGCUUACGACGCAGUGGACUGUGCCGCCUAUCUGGUUGGCGAUUGCGAAGAGUGCGGCGGUGACGGACCACUUUGAUACGCUGCAGAUUGCUUGCACGGGGGCGGCGCCCAUGGGGCCGGAGUUGACGAAGGAGGCUACGCGGAAAUUGGGCACGGGGAAGAUUCCGAUUAUUGCGCAGCUUUGGGGUGCAACGGAGACCACCGGCAGUAUUUCCGGAGUCGACUGGGGCUACAACGACGAGACGUGCAGUUCCGGCGCGCCCUUUCCCAAUCUCAGACUACGCUUUGUCGACGACAAUGACCAAGACGUCGAGCCCGGCCAGCCAGGCGAGAUUCUUGUCGCCGGACCAUUCGUAUGCCAAGGAUACCAUAAUCGCCCCGAAGCGAAUGCAUCCUCUUUCCUCGACGACUUCUACCGCACCGGCGAUAUCGGCAUCUGGCGCGACGGAUUGAUCUACGUCGUCGACCGGAAGAAGGAACUGAUCAAGUACAAGGGGCUGCAAGUUGCUCCGGCCGAACUCGAAGCCCUUCUAACCUCUCACCCCAAAAUCGUCGACGCGGCAGUCAUAGGCGUGCAAGACGAAAGUCGAGCAACUGAAGUGCCGCGUGCGUUCAUCGUUGUGAAACCUGGGGUGAGCGUGGAGGCGGCGGAGGUGGUGGAGUUUGUGGCGGCGAACUUGGCGAACCACAAGCGGUUGAGAGGUGGCGUUGAAUUUCUCCAGGAAAUCCCCAAGAGUGCUUCCGGGAAGAUACUGCGGAAGGAGUUGAGGCAGCGGGUGCUGGAGGAGGAGAAGCGGAGGGGAGCGAAGCUUUGA
Messenger RNA from Neohortaea acidophila, 1704 nucleotides. RefSeq names its product 4-coumarate-CoA ligase. The coding region runs from base 1 to 1704 and encodes 567 amino acids. NCBI's taxonomy places the organism in Eukaryota, Fungi, Ascomycota, Dothideomycetes, Mycosphaerellales, Teratosphaeriaceae. The transcript is spliced from 4 exons. The record is from RefSeq and is a predicted model, not a curated record. Gene Ontology annotation, molecular function: CoA-ligase activity. Gene Ontology annotation, biological process: secondary metabolic process.